AUGGGCAGGGAAGACCCUGCGCGCCUGGGGCGCCAUCCGCGAGGGCACCUGGUGGCUCUGACCGUGAGCCUCUUCCUCACCUGCUGGCCAGGCUCCACUGCAUCAACGACGUCUACCCAGUCCUUGACAAGACCAGGCAGCAACACCCACAUCACACGGGAGAAUUCUAGACCCACAGGAACCACAGGUUCAACCAGCAUCAGCAAAACCAGUACAUUAACUUCUGGAGAACAAAGGAGUCCUGAGAACAUCAACCUCACCAGUGUUUCAGGAGUGACAACCACGUCUCCUUCUACCAUCUUUGUCCCAGAGAACACAAUCAGCCAUCCAACAAUGGCCGAAAAUGAGACCAAGGGAAAUUUGAGUGCCUCUAUAGCCCCACCUGAGACCUCUGUGACUGAAAGAAGAAACAGUUGGGGUACCACCUCUAACACCUCAGAUUUGAGCACUGUUGACAGCCAGCAAGAAAGUUCUACUCAGGUCUCUCCAUCACACACAGUAGGGGAGCUCAGAAGUCCUGACACCACUGCUGAUGGAAACAGCCCCAGCACAACUGCCCCCGGGAGCUCUGACGUCUCCAGGACACUAGAUCCCAGCACCCCAAGGGAAGCAUCAUGGACCAAUGCAGGUACAAGUGAAUCCUCAACUGAACCCCAGCCCACUUGGGAGACAGAGACGAGUUCUGGAGAGGAGACACUGACCAAUGAGACAGGCCGUAUCAGCACCUCCUAUGAUACCUGGGUGGAUUCUGAGUCCACUGAGCCAAGUAUAAGCUUCACUGAAACAGCAUCACCUAGAGAAACAGCUUCAGACACACCCACCCUAGAAGCCCCAACCGGACAAACCACCGAGCAGUUUACAUCUCCCACUGAGAUCUCUCAGACAGGUGACAGCGACACAAGGACCAGCCAGGAUACAGCCUACCUAACUAGCAGAGACACAGCUUCCUCUGAAACGACUACACAUUUGACCCCAGCCGUCAGCAGUGCCCCAGUGUCCACGGCUACAGCGGUGGCCACAGGGGCUCCUGGCUCAAGUGUUCCAGCAGGGACAACCCCCACAUCUAGCAAGGUUUCUUCCGCAACUCCAGAAGUCUUAUCUACAGAGAAUCGUGAUUCUGGGGAGCCAAGCACCUGGGGUCUGACUCCAUCAACCUCCAGACACCAUUUUUCCUCUCAUGAAACCAGCCCUGCAGGAGAUAUCACGAAAAGCACCAGUCCUCCUCUGCUCAUGUCCACUUCGAUUCCUGAUGAUACAGCAUCAGGGCUCGGCACAUCCUCAGACCUUAAGUUCACCUCCUCUGUGCACACAGAGACCCCUGAGACCACAGCGAAGACAGAGGCCAGCUCGGCCUUCCCUCCCUCCAGCGCGCUCAGUAAUGCAGAAACAGGUACUGAAAGAGUCAGAGGGUCAGUGGCAACCACCACCAUGGAUCUGAGGGACAAGGAACCUGGAAGCACUACACGGCCAGUGGGUAGCUUCACAUCUCUGGAGACCAUCAGUCUGGGUAUGUGUGGUCAUAUUUUGGUACAUAAUGCUUGA
Messenger RNA from Rangifer tarandus platyrhynchus (Svalbard reindeer), 1542 nucleotides. Lineage: Eukaryota; Metazoa; Chordata; Mammalia; Artiodactyla; Cervidae. The record is from the annotation of a GenBank genome assembly.